Messenger RNA from Neocloeon triangulifer, 945 nucleotides. RefSeq names its product trypsin-2-like. The record is from RefSeq and is a predicted model, not a curated record. The transcript is spliced from 5 exons. Gene Ontology annotation, molecular function: serine-type endopeptidase activity. Bases 90 to 869 code for a protein of 259 amino acids. NCBI's taxonomy places the organism in Eukaryota, Metazoa, Arthropoda, Insecta, Ephemeroptera, Baetidae. Gene Ontology annotation, biological process: proteolysis.
UAAAAGUGUCAGUUUCCUUGGCCAAUAAUCAUUGAGUUGGCGAUUAGGAUAUCGCGUCGAAACAUUUUUCAAGUAGUACUCUUGAGACAAUGAAGAGCGCCGCAAGCUUUGUUCUCUUGUUCGCUUUCGCCCUUUCCGGCGUGGCCUCGCAGCAUUACUUGGCCUACAGCAGGAGCAAAAUCGUCGGCGGAACACCUGCGGAUGAUGCCGAAUACCCAUCGCAAGUGUCUCUGCGUGCCCUGGGCAGUCACAGCUGCGGCGCCACCAUUAUCAGUGAGUCAUGGAUUCUGACUGCUGCCCACUGUGUUCAAGGACUGCUGCCAAGCUUCCUGGCUGUGCACGCCGGCUCCAACCACUUGAUUACCAAUGGCACAACCCAUGAUGUGAUUAGGUUCAUUAAGCACCCCGGGUUCAACUUCAGUGACUUCGCCAGCGAGGACAUCGCCGUGGCCGAAGUUUACCCGCCCUUUGUUUUCAGCGAAGCCGCCCAGCCUGUCCAGUUGCCAGCGCAAGACGCAGAGACCCCAGCAGGUAGCGCGGCCGUUGUCGUCGGAUGGGGAUUUGUCGAUGUUAAUGGACCUGUGAGUCCUUCUUUGUUGGAAGUGGACCAGAUUGUGCGCAGCUACCAGGAGUGCUACGACAUUUACAGCGUCGAUGUUCCCAUCACCCAAGCGCAAAUCUGCGCCGAUGUCCCUGAAGGUGGAAAGGGAGUUUGCUCUGGUGACUCUGGCGGCCCUCUUUACGUCGAUGGGCAAAUUGUGGGCAUCGUUUCUUGGUCUGCCAACGGUUGUGCUGCCCAAGGCUUCCCUGGCGUUUUCACCAGGGUUGCUUCUUAUCGCGACUGGAUCACCGAGAACACUGGCGUUUAAAAAUUAAAGCGCAUCAGAAGUUAAUGCGGUGUACAGCAAAUAAAAUUCUUCCCAAGAAUAAUUAUGCAUUUGAAUG